Balaenoptera acutorostrata (minke whale) is the source of this 8373-nucleotide messenger RNA. RefSeq names its product stabilin 1 (gene STAB1). Bases 198 to 8246 code for a protein of 2682 amino acids. Gene Ontology annotation, molecular function: calcium ion binding; hyaluronic acid binding. The record is from RefSeq and is a predicted model, not a curated record. The transcript has 67 exons. Gene Ontology annotation, biological process: cell adhesion. NCBI's taxonomy places the organism in Eukaryota, Metazoa, Chordata, Mammalia, Artiodactyla, Balaenopteridae.
GGAGUCGGAGGCCUGCACGUGCCCUCAGCAGCUGGAAAGGUAGAGGCAGACGGACCUGAUUCAGAGGCUGCCCUCUCCCCCAAGCACCAGAACCCCCAGAGCUUCUGAAUGAAACAUGCUGGGCUUGCAGAGCUCGUUCUCCACGCCGGCUGCCCCAGUUCUGUCCUGGAGAGCGUGCCCGCCAGCCACCACCAGCCAUGGCAGGGCCCUGGGACCACCACCUGCUCUGCCUCCUGGCCCUCUGCCUGGCAGGCUCCAGCUUCAUCGGGGGGCAGAAGGUACAGUCCAGACGCUGCGACAUGAAGACCAAGUUUGUCACUCACAUACCCUGCACCCCGUGCCCUGCCAUCAAGAAGCGGGUGUGUCCUUCGGGCUGGCUUCGGGAGUUCCCGGAGAAGAUCUCACAGGACUGCCGAUACGAGGUCCAGCUGGGGGACUCUUUGUUGUCUAUGAGCGGCUGCAGCCUGGAGUGCUCGAAGGACGUGGUGCAGAAGGCCUGCUGCCCUGGCUACUGGGGGUCCCAGUGCUAUGAGUGCCCUGGGGGUGCCGAGACCCCAUGCAACAGCCACGGAACCUGCCUGGAUGGCAUAGACAGGAACGGGACCUGUGUGUGCCAGGAAAACUUCAGCGGCUCAGCCUGCCAGGAGUGUAGAGACCCCAACCGGUUCGGUCCUGCCUGCCAGUCAGUCUGCAGCUGUGUGCAUGGCGUGUGCCGCCAUGGGCCACUCGGGGAUGGAAGCUGCCUGUGCUUUGCUGGAUUCACUGGACCCCACUGUGACCAAGAGCUCCCCGUCUGCCAGGCCCUGAACUGUCCUCAGAACUCCCAGUGCUCUGCAGAGGCCCCUACCUGCAGCUGCCUGCCUGGCCACACCCAGCAGGGCGGCGAAUGCCUAGCCCCUGACCCCUGCCAGCCGUCGCCCUGCUCCCCAGUUGCCCAGUGCUCCGUGAGCCCCAGGGGGCAGGCACAGUGUCGCUGCCCUGAGAACUACCAUGGGGACGGAACAGUGUGUCUGCCCCAGGACCCAUGCACCACCAACAACGGCGGCUGCCCCAGCAACUCCACCUUAUGUCUGUACAAGAGGCCAGGCCAGGCCACCUGCUCAUGUAAGCCAGGCCUGGUCAGCACCAACCACAAUGCCUCCGCGGGCUGCUUCGCCUACUGCUUCCCCUACUCCUGUGACCGGUCAGCCACCUGCCAGGUGACCCCUGAUGGAAAGACCAGCUGUGUGUGCAAGGAGGGCGAGGUGGGAGAUGGGCGUGCCUGCUACGGCCACCUGCUCCACGAGGUGCAGAAGGCCAGCCAGACGAGCAUGACGUUACUGCGGCUGAGAGUCGCCUUUGCCAUGCUGGACCAGGGCUGCCGGGAGAUCCUCAGCACGUCGGGCCCAUUCACCGUGCUGGCACCGUCCAUAUCCUCCAGGACCAUGAACGCAUCCCUUGCCCAGCAGCUCUGCAGACAGCACAUCAUCGCAGGGCAGCACAUGCUGGAGGAGUCAGGGACCCAGCCUACACGCAGGUGGUGGACGCUAGCUGGACAGGAGAUCACCGUCACUUUCAGCCGCUUCAGGCAGAAAUACACCUACAAGUACAAAGACCAGCCCCAACAGACAUUCACCAUCCACAAGGCCAACUACCCAGCAGCCAAUGGCAUCUUCCACGUGGUCACUGCCCUGCGAUGGCAGCCCCCACCAGAGCUCCCUGAGGACCCCAAGAGGACCAUCGGCCAGAUCCUUGCCUCCACUGAGGCCUUCACCCGGUUUGAAACCAUCCUGGAGAACUGUGGGCUGCCCUCCUUCCUGGAUGGCCCUGGGCCCUUCACAGUCUUUGCCCCCAGCAAUGAGGCAGUGGAUGGCUUGCGGGAUGGCCGCCUGGUCUACCUCUUCACAGCGGGUCUCUCCAAACUGCAGGAGCUGGUGAGGUACCAUGUCUAUAGCCACGGCCAGCUGACUGUUGAGAAGCUCAUCUCCAAGGGCCGGGUCCUCACCAUGGCAAACCAGGUCCUGGCUGUGAAUAUCUCAGAGGAGGGGCGCAUCCUGCUGGGACCUGAGGGGGUCCCCCUACGGAGGGUGGGCGUGCUGGCUGCCAACGGCGUCAUCCACAUGCUGGAGGGCAUCCUGCUGCCCCCGACCAUCCUGCCCAUCCUGCCCAAGCUCUGCAACGAAGAGCAGCACAAGGUCGUGGCGGGCUCCUGUGUGGACUGCCAAGCCCUGAACACCAGCAUGUGCCCCCCCAACAGCGUGAAGCUGGACAUCUCCCCUGAGGAGUGUGUCUACAUCCAUGACCCUACUGGGCUGAACGUCCUGAAGAAGGGCUGCGCCCACUACUGCAACCAGACCAUCCUGAAACCUGGCUGCUGCAAAGGGUUUUUUGGGCCUGACUGUGUGCAGUGUCCUGGGGGCUUCUCCAACCCCUGCUAUGGCAAAGGCAACUGCAGUGAUGGGGUCCAGGGCAGCGGGGCCUGCCUCUGCUUCCCAGACUACAAGGGCAUCGCCUGCCACAUCUGCUCCAACCCAAACAAGCAUGGAGACCAGUGCCGGGAAGACUGCGGCUGUGUCCACGGUCUAUGUGACAACCGUCCAGGCAGUGGGGGGGUGUGCCAGCGUGGCACAUGUGCCCCAGGCUUCAGUGGCCGCUUCUGCAACGAGUCCACAGGGAACUGUGGGCCCACAGAACAGGCCCAGCAGUGCCACCUGCAUGCCCGCUGCGUUAACCAGGGGGAUGUUGCCAGGUGUCUCUGUCUCGAUGGCUUUGAGGGUGACGGCUUCUCCUGCACACCCAGCAACCCCUGCUCUCGCCCAGACCGUGGCGGAUGCUCGGAGAAUGCUGAGUGUGUCCCUGGGGCCCCAGGCACCCACCACUGCACAUGCCACAAGGGCUGGAGUGGGGACGGUCGUGUCUGCGUGGCCAUCGACGAGUGUGAGCUGGAUGUGCGAGGCGGCUGCCACGCUGACGCCCUCUGCAGCUAUGUGGGACCCGGGCAGAGCCAGUGCACCUGCAAGCUGGGAUUCGCGGGGGACGGCUACGUGUGCAGUCCCAUUGACCCCUGCCGGGCAGGCAACGGUGGCUGCCAUGAUCUGGCCACCUGCCGGGCAGUGGGAGGAGGUCAGCGGGUCUGCACAUGCCCCCCUGGCUAUGGGGGUGAUGGCUUCAGCUGCUACGGAGACAUCUUCCAAGAGCUGGAGGCAAAUGCCCACUUCUCCAUCUUCUACCAGUGGAUCAAGGGGGCCGGCAUCACUCUUCCUGCUGACAGCCGAGUCACAGCCCUGGUGCCCUCGGAGUCUGCCAUCCGUAGGCUGAGCCCUGAGGACCAGGCCUUCUGGCUGCAGCCGAGGAUGCUACCGCAAGUGGUCAGGGCCCAUUUUCUCCAGGGCGCCCUGUCUGAGGAGGAGCUGGCCCGGCUGGAUGGGCAGAGUGUAGCCACCCUGAGCCCCACCGCACGCUGGGAGAUUCACAACAUCAGUGGGAGGGUCUGGGUGCAGAAUGCCAGCGUGGACGUGGCUGACCUCCUUGCCACCAAUGGUGUCCUACAUGUCCUCAGUCAGGUCUUACUGCCUCCGAGAGGGGAUGUGCUGGGGGGGCAGGGAUUGCUGCAGCAGCUGGACUCAGUGCCUGCCUUCCGCCUCUUCCGGGAGCUGCUGCAGCGCCACAGGCUGGUACCCCAGAUUGAGGCUGCCACCGCCUACACCAUCUUCGUGCCAACCAACCACUCUCUGGAGGCCCAGGCCAACAGCAGCGGCCUGGACUUGGACGUAGUGCGACACCAUGUGAUCCUGGGGGAGGCGCUUUCCACAGAGGCCCUGCGCAGGGGGGGACACCGCAACUCCCUCCUGGGCCCUGUGCACUGGCUUGUCUUCUACAACCAUAGUGGCCAGCCUGAGGUGAACCACGUGCCGCUGGAAGGCCCUGUGCUGGAGGCCCCUGGCCGCUCACUGUUUGGCCUGUCCGGGGUCCUGACAGUGGGCUCAAGCCGCUGCCUGCACAGCCACGCAGAGGCCCUGCGGGAGAAAUGUGUAAAUUGCACCCGGAAAUUCCGCUGCACUCAAGGCUACCAGCUGGAGGACACCCCCAAGAAGAGUUGUGUCUACCGGUCUGGCUACUCCUUCUCCCGGGGCUGUUCUUACACGUGUGCCAAGAAGAUCCAGGUGCCUGACUGCUGCCCUGGCUUCUUCGGCACACUGUGUGAGCCGUGCCCGGGGGGUCUGGGUGGUGUGUGCUCGGGCCACGGGCAGUGUCAGGACAGGCUCCUGGGCAGUGGGGAGUGCCGCUGCCACGAGGGCUUCCACGGAACGGCCUGUGAGAUGUGUGAGCUGGGCCGCUACGGGCCCAACUGCACUGGAGUGUGUGACUGUGCCCACGGGCUGUGCCAGGAGGGGCUCCGAGGGGACGGAAGCUGUGUCUGUAACGUGGGUUGGCAGGGCCUCCGCUGUGACCAGAAAAUCACUGGCCCUCAAUGCCCGCAGAAGUGUGACCCCAAUGCCAACUGCGUCCAGGACUCGGCUGCAGCCCCUGCCUGCGUCUGUGCCGCGGGGUACUCGGGCGACGGCAUCUACUGUGCAGUGGUGGACCCUUGUGCCCAUGACCACGGGGGCUGCUCCCCCCACGCCAACUGCACCAAUGUGGCACCUGGUCAGCGGACAUGCACCUGCCUGGAUGGCUACACGGGUGAUGGGGAGCUGUGCCAGGAAGUUAACAGCUGUCUCAUCCACCACGGGGGCUGCCACAUGCACGCCGAAUGUAUCCCCACAGGCCCCCAGCAGGUCUCCUGCAGCUGCCGCGAGGGUUACAGUGGGGACGGCAUCCGGACUUGUGUGCUCCUGGACCCCUGCUCCCAGAACAAUGGAGGCUGCAGCCCCUAUGCUGUGUGCAAAAGCACAGGGGAUGGCCAGAGGAUGUGUACCUGCGAUGCAGUCCACACUGUGGGUGAUGGCUUCACCUGCCGUGCCCGAGUCGGCCUGGAGCUCCUUCGGGACAAGCAUGCCUCAUUCUUCAGCCUCCAUCUCCUGGAAUACAAGGAGCUCAAGGGGAAUGGGCCUUUCACAAUCUUUGUGCCGCAUGCAGAUCUAAUGACCAACCUGUCGCAGGAUGAGCUGGCCCGGAUUCGUGCCAAUCGCCAGCUUGUGUUCCGCUAUCACGUGGCUGGUUGCCGGCAGCUGCGAAGCCAGGAGCUGCUAGAGGAGGGCUAUGCCACCACACUCUCCGGGCACCCGCUGCGCUUCAGUGAGAGGGAGGGCAGCAUAUACAUCAAUGACUUCGCACGCAUGGUGAGCAGCGACCAUGUGGCUGUGAACGGUGUCUUGCAUUUCAUCGACCGUGUCCUGCUGCCACCUGAAGCGCUGCACUGGGAGCCUGACGCUGCCCCGAUUCCGCGGAGAAACUUCACCGCCGCUGCGGAGAGCUUCGGUUACAAGAUCUUCAGUGGCCUUGUGACGAUGGCUGGCCUGCUGCCCCUGCUUCGAGAUUCAUUCCAUAGGCCCUUCACAAUGCUGUGGCCCACAGACUCCGCCCUGCAAGCUUUGCCUCCCGAUCGCCAGGUCUGGCUAUACCAUAAAGACCACCGUGACAAGCUGGCAGCCAUUCUGCGGGGCCACGUGAUCCGCAAUGUCGAGGCCUUGGCAUCUGACCUGCCCAACCUGGGCCCACUGCGCACCAUGCAUGGGACCCUCAUCUCCUUCUCCUGCAGCCGUGCCCGGCCGGGUGAGCUCACGGUGGGAGAGGAGGACGCCCGGAUUGUGCAGCGACACCUGCCCUUUGAGGGGGGCCUGGCCUACGGCAUUGACCAGCUGCUGGAGCCACCUGGCCUUGGUGCCCGGUGUGACCGCUUUGAGACUCGGCCUCUGUGGCUGAAGGUUUGCAGCAUUUGUGGGCUGGAACCACCCUGUCCUGAGGGCUCACAGGAGCAGGGCAGCCCUGAAGCCUGCUGGCGCUACUUCUCAAAGUUCUGGACGUCUCCUCCGCUGCACUCCUUGGCACUGCGCAGUGUUUGGGCCCGGCCCAGCCACUGGGGUCAGCCCCAAGGCCUGGGCAGGGGCUGCUACCGCAACUGUGUCACCACCACCUGGAAGCCCAGCUGCUGCCCUGGUCACUAUGGCAGUGAGUGCCGAGCUUGCCCUGGGGGUGCCAGCAGCCCCUGUAAUGGCCAUGGCACGUGCAUGGACGGCAUGAGCGGCAGCGGGUACUGUAGGUGCCGUUCGAGGUUUGCCGGGAUGGCAUGUGAACUCUGUGCCCCGGGUGCCUUUGGGCCCCUUUGCCAAGCCUGCAACUGUACCUCCCAUGGCCACUGCGAUGAGGGCUUGGGGGGCUCCGGCUCCUGCUUCUGUGAUGAGGGCUGGACUGGGCCACACUGUGAGGUGCAGCUGGGUGAGUGGGCCCUGUGCUUGUGCCCGCCCUGCACACUUGUAUACACUUGCACACACCAGUGCAUGCCCCAACUGCACACUGAGGUGGAAGGGGGUCUAGGAGGGCAGCCACUAACCUGGAUGUGUGGGGUGGGCCCCGGGGGACAGAGCUGCAGCCUGUGUGUGCUCCACCCUGCGCAUCCCAGGCCGUGUGCCGCGCUGGCCACAGCUGUGAGUGCAGCCUGGGCUACGAAGGGGAUGGCCGCACGUGCACAGGUGAGCGGGAAUGUGAGGUGGGAGGCCCCACUCCCCUCCCCUCCUCUCCUGUCGCCUGGUCCAACCACCCUCUCGCUGCCUCCAGUGGUAGACCUGUGCCAGGAUGGGCGUGGCGGCUGCAGCGAGCAUGCCAACUGCAGCCAGGUAGGCACAGUGGUCACCUGCACCUGCCUGCCCGACUAUGAGGGUGACGGCUGGAGCUGCCGGGCCCGCAACCCCUGUGAGGAUGGCCACCGCGGGGGCUGCAGCGAGCACGCCGACUGCCUGAGCACUGGACCGAACACACGGCGCUGUGCGUGCCACGCUGGCUACGUGGGCGAUGGACUGCAGUGUCUGGAGGAGCCUGAGCCGCCUGUGGACCGCUGCCUGGACCAGCCACCACCCUGUCACGUGGAUGCUGUGUGCACUGACCUGCACUUCCAGGAAAAACGAGCCGGUGUCUUCCACCUCCAGGCCCCCAGUGGCCCCUACAGCCUGAAUUUCUCACAGGCCGAGGCAGCCUGUGGGGCCCAAGGAGCUGUCCUUGCUUCUCUCCCUCAGCUCUCUGCUGCCCAGCAGCUGGGCCUUCACCUCUGCCUUGUGGGCUGGCUGGCCAACGGCUCGGCUGCCCAUCCCGUCGUUUUCCCGGCAGCAGACUGUGGCGAUGGUCAGGUGGGCGUGGUCAGUCUGGGUGCCCGGGAGAACCUGUCGGAGCGCUGGGACGCCUACUGCUACCGCAUGCAAGACGUGGCCUGCCAAUGCCGCGAUGGCUUCGUGGGCGAUGGGGCCAGCGUGUGCAAUGGGAAGCUGCUUGAUGUGCUGGCCACCACUGCCAACUUCUCCACCUUCUAUGGGGUGUGCAGGGGCCCAGGCUCAGGACCAGGGGGGUGGUACAGCCGGGAUCCCUGUGGAGAGAGCCUACCCACUACCCUGUCCCCACCAUCCCAGAUGCUACUGGGCUACGCCAAUGCCACCCCGAGGGGUCUCGACUUCCUGGACUUCCUGGACGACGAGCUCACCUACAAGACACUCUUCGUCCCUGUCAACGAAGGCUUUAUGGACAACCUCACACUGAGCGGCCCAGACCUGGAGCUACACGCCUCCAAUACCACCUUCCUGAGCACCAACGCCAGCCAGGGUACCUUGCUUCCCGCCCACUCGGGCCUCAGCCUCAUCAUCAGUGACACGGGCCCUGACAACAGUUCUCAGGCCCCUGUGGUCCCAGGAGCAGUUGUGGUUAGCCACGUCAUCGUGUGGGACAUCGUGGCCUUCAACGGCAUCAUCCACACUCUGGCCAGCCCCCUCUUGGCACCCCCGCAGCCUCGGGCAGUGGUGGCCCCGGAGGCCCGACCUGUGGCAGCAGGCGCGGGGGCUGUGGUAGCUGCUGGAGUGCUCCUUGGCCUCGCGGCCGGAGCCCUCUACCUUCGUGCCCGAAGCAGGUCCGCAGGCUUUGGCUUCUCUGCCUUCCAGGCGGAAGAUGAUGCUGCUGAUGACUUCUCCCCAUGGCAGGAAGGGACGAGCCCAACCCUGGUCUCUGUCCCCAACCCGGUCUUUGGUAGCCAUGAUGCCUUUUGUGAGCCCUUUGACUCCUCCCCUCAGGACUCGCUCCUGGAGGACGACUUCCCUGACACCCAGAGGAUCCUCGAGGUCAAGUGACGCAGACGCAGACGCAGCCGGUGCUGAAGCAGAGGCAUGAGCAGGAGGGAGGCGGCUUUUAUUGCCCAGAGUGGGUGGGACAGCAGGGGCUGGGCCUGGUCCAGACAAUAAAGGUACCCUCAGCGGA